Molecule: messenger RNA, 1158 nt
Organism: Cannabis sativa
Lineage: Eukaryota; Viridiplantae; Streptophyta; Magnoliopsida; Rosales; Cannabaceae
Exons: 2
Coding region: 121-1158 (345 amino acids)
Source: RefSeq, a predicted model, not a curated record
GAAUGCGGGAAAUCCCGCGACCCUUAGGACCUCCGCCAGUGGCACAGACAGCUAUAGCGAAAAGCACUAUGCCCGGGUCUGCUAAGAAAAGGCCAAUUAGGGAGUGUGACCCUCUUGGUGAUGAUCGCUAUUUGUCUUACUUAUUACAUUUUUUCAUUAUUUUGCCUGUUACUAAUCAUUUUUGUGUGUUUUGCAGAUAUGGCCGGCUUGUUGCGACAAACAACCUACCAGGAGAAAGAGGGUUCGCCUUCUACCGCCUCUCCCAUGGCUCCUCCUGGUAAGGUUAGGAAGACUAACCCUCGCCCGGCUAUUGAUAUUCACACCCCUAUUGCUGGAUCGCCUCCCUCAUCUCGGCCGCUUCCUCCUGACUCCGCAUCCGGGUCCGCCAAUGAUACAACCCUUAUUGGUUCGACGUCCACAGGGGCCGAGUCACUUGCUGCGCUGCCCUUAGAGGGUCGUUGUCAGGCUUUAUCUACGGGUUUGAAGGGGGCACAUGGCCAUAUUGAGGGCCUUAUGGACAUCAUGGACAAGACCAUGUCUAGGCUAGAUUGUUUGCCCCCUGCCCAGAUCGUUGCUCUUGGAUGCCGCGAGAUGAUUAGGGCUGCCACCAUUACUUCUUAUGGUCAAUCUAGGGUUCUCGCCCUACAAGAGGAGCACAACAAGCAAGGAGCAGCCUCACUCCAACUUGAACUUGAUGCCCUUCGCCAGGAAUACUCCCAGAAGAUUCGCGAUCUAGAAACUUCUGUUGAAAGGGUUACUGCUGAGAAGGAGCGUUUCAGGGGUGAGCUUGAAAGUGUUACUGCCGAGAAAGAGCGUUUCAGGGGUGAGCUUGAAAGUGAGAAGGAGGCUCAUGCGAAGGUUGUCGAGGAAAACAACAUUAAUGCCAAGGAGUGUGAGAAGCUAGCUGCGGAGGUGAAACAGAUCGGAGACCUCUCCACCGAUGUUUUCUUCAAAUUCUGGCUAAACAACAAGAAAGCUGACUUUAAUUAUCUGGGUAAGAACAUGGAAAGUAUGCUAUCUUAUUGUCGCAAUCGUGAGGAGGCAGAAACCAGGGAGAAGGCACAGACUGCUUGCAUUCAGGCCGAUUCAUACCUCAACUUUGGGGUUGAGGCAACAGAUGACUGUCCCCUCGAUGACUUACUUGAUGGUUCCUAUUGA